Limulus polyphemus (Atlantic horseshoe crab) is the source of this 1440-nucleotide messenger RNA. RefSeq names its product nucleolar protein 12-like. The record is from RefSeq and is a predicted model, not a curated record. The transcript has 4 exons. Lineage: Eukaryota; Metazoa; Arthropoda; Merostomata; Xiphosura; Limulidae. Bases 232 to 597 code for a protein of 121 amino acids.
AAACGAGUAUUCAUGUAAUUAUUUCUAAGUUUACAUAAAUACAGUUUUGACAACCACAAACCAGUCUUAAGCUGUUAGACUUAGAAAACGAGGGACAGGUAAGGGGUAGACGUAUAUGUGUUCUUUUCGUGACCUUCGAAGAUGGAGCGUUCGUGGCUGACGCUGCACGAGUCCAUUGUGUGACUCUGCGCUGGAAGAAACAGCAAAAAUUCGGAACAAGCUGAAGUUGUUAUGGAGGAUCUGAAAGGUCAAACACCCAAGAAAAAUGAGACAACAGAAAAGACUGAAAUUGUAAAAGAAGAUGAAGGAAAAAUUGAGGAAAGUGAUAAACAACUAACAGAGGAAAAAGAUGAGAAAGAAUUAGAAGAGUCAACAAAAGUUGUAAAUGAGGAACCUGUUAAAGAUGAUGAUGAUGAUGCAGAGUCAGAAUCAUCUGAAAAACCAGAUAAGGGUUCCUCAAAGAGAAAAUCAGAAGAUGGAGCAGGAGAUACAGUAGAAGAAAAAUGUAGCCCUGAAAAGAAAGCAAAGCUUAAUGAAUCGGAAGCAAAAGAAGAGUCCGAGUUAUCAGAAACUCCAGCAGUUGAAACUAAUGUAUAGAUGUGUUAUAGUUUUCAACCUCGUUUAAGUAUGUAUUCUUACUCUAUAUCUUAGAAUUUUUCUUUGUGUUCCAUACUGUUUUCUUUUAAGGUGGGUUACAAAUAAUUUAUUUGCACAAAAUAUCAUUAUACCUUAUAACUGAGGCAACAGCAAAAAACGAUAAUAUUUAAACUCACAGACAUUGUCCAAAGACAGCCAUCUAACUAUCCUUUUUGAAGUUUGAGAUGAACUGAUGUGGGUAUGUGAAAAGAAUAAAAUGUUCUUCUACAAAAAUGUAUUUUUCAGUUGUACUCUAACAAAAUGACAGGAUAUAUAUAUAAAGUAACUUUUCCUUAGAAUUCCUUAGGACAUGAUAAUAUAUCUGUGUUCUAGCUGGCCAAUUUUUGAAACAUUCAUAUUUCUAGGGCUGCUCAUUUUUUUUUUCAUUUGUAUUUAAACAAAACAUUGAUUUCUAUGAAGUGCAAGACUUCUUUACCAGUUUUUUGAAAUACUUUUGUUUGGUUAAACUGAGAAACAUUUGAGUCAUUUAGUUUUUGAUGAAUUAGUUCUAUUGGUUUACUGUAGUGUGUAUGAGAGUCUUGUUUGUAACUUUUAGCAGACAUGAAUUUAUUAUGUCUCAAUUUAAUAAAGGUGACUUGAACAUAAAAGUAAUGUAUAAAUUAUAAGAGAAUAGACCAACCAAAACACCACCACCAAAUAUAGCCUUUCAUAUUUCUGUGGUAUUCUUCUUGAAUACAUUGAUAACCUUUGGAUAAGGAUACUAAAAGAGAAAUGGCAAAAAUGUAUCAGACUAAAAUGAAUCUUUGAUGUGACUGAGUUCAGGAAUAAAGACUGAACACAAUG